Molecule: messenger RNA, 1790 nt
Organism: Pelobates cultripes (western spadefoot toad)
Lineage: Eukaryota; Metazoa; Chordata; Amphibia; Anura; Pelobatidae
Source: the annotation of a GenBank genome assembly
GGCCUGUCAUCCAAGCAGAGCAGUCGCAUGGCUGGUGAGCUCCUCCUUUAAGCGUUGAUUUGAGGCACUAAAAGGCCACCAAUCUGCAGAUCAAACCGUGCAAAAAUAAAAGCGCGAUCAAAGGCAUCCUGGCGAACCAGCUAAUGACAAGCUACUGACGACACUCACCGGAUUGCCCAAACCCGGACAUUGCAGCCUACAGACGGACCUGCCAGUCGAGAUUGCCAAACAGACCGACAGAUUUGAUCUUCUCCCCAAAUCCCGGUCCCUACCAGGGAACACUGCUACACCUUCCAAACAUAGCAGCUUACACUCACCUUACCGACAAGUGGUGAGUAGUGUGCCCAAGAUGGCCACCGCACCGACUGACCACAUGCCCCACUGGGAGCAAAAGUUCCAGGCGGUUUUUGACACUCCAGCAGCAAUUCACACUCACAUCAACCAAGCCCACGGAGGCUCCAAGCGUGGAACCGACCCCCUGCACCUUCAUGAGGCAGAGAGCCAAGAAGAGCAAGCACCCUCCACAGCAUAUGCCUGGGGUAAAGCGUCCCUGCAGAACCCCAACAUGGAGACAUGCUACCAGACCUCGCCUACCUGCACACGGCCCACACACUCAGGCAGCCCAGCACCCUCCAGCAUCAAGAAGACGCAGUCUGGCUGUAGUGAGUAGAGCGCAUAGCAGUAAACUGGCUUAUAGUAACGAGAUACACAGCGUACGACGGUUCAGAAGACACAGACCACCUGUUUUAGCCUGGCCUGCUGGCUAAGGGCAUUGGAUGACCAUGGAACUCUGAGCCCAGGUUUUACUCCCAGCUUUCCUACUGAUUUUCUAAGGUUGUCUAAUGUCUCUCUCACCUCCUACCAUUAUGCUAAAGUCUAAACACAAACGGUGGCCUCUCGGUGGUAAAAUAUCAUAUCAGCAUGCCUCCACCACAAAUACAUGAUAUAGCAAAUGUGCAUCUCACUAUCUCUCUAAGUUUAAUUAUUUUUACCCUGCUAAUGUUGAUGUGGACAUGCCAGUUUAGCUUGUUUUACUCAUGAUUUGUAAAUCAAACUAAUAUGCUUUAAAUUCGACACUCCUGUACUUAAAUAUAAUAAUAUAAAUAUAAAAUUAGUGCACUGUUACAACAUACCCCACUGUUCUUAUUGAUAUGUUAUCACUGUUCUGAAAUAUGCAUGCGGACUGCCUUUGGGGUACCACAUGCCUGUAUGUUACCUUCAUAUGCACUGCAAAAAAAACAACAAAAAAACAGCAACAAUAAGCACAGUUGUGUACAAGCAAAACAAAUGUGUGACAGUCGAAUAACCUGCAUUUAUUUAUUUAUUUGAUUUUUUUUUUUUAUUCUUUAUUUUUUCGUGCAUGAGUUAAUUUAACAAGCAUUCAUGUCAUGCCCCAACAGCAGUGACAUGCAUUGAAAUUGACAAAGUAUAACAGUUGUGGCUUAUGAAAUCGAUGCACAUUUUUGUAUGAGGGUUAACAAAGGAAACAAGAUGAUAGCCAGUGGUGUGACAACACAUCAAUUAAUAAAAAGACCAGACUAUUCCUGCUCACUGUAUGAGUGUAGCUUGCAAGAUUAAACAAUGGUUGUACAUAUGAAACAGAUUUAGAAUACGGUGAGUGUAAUAACUGACUGACCAUUCUUAUUAUGUAUGCCUUAACAAACAGUUGUGUGGCUAUUUAUAUCAGGAAAUCGAAUCUUAAGUAGGUCCCCAGCAAACAAAACUUACGAAAAGUAGCCUUCAUACAGUGAGGGACAUUGACAGAUUAAUCUUGUGGUAGAAGAGUGGGG